UGUAUAUAAAGCCUGCUGAAGAGGGCAAAAAGAGUAUGAUCAUACUACUGUUGUUUUCCUCGCAAAGAUAACUGUUUCAUUCUCAACUGCAGAAGCUCUUACACCUGGAAGGAAAGCAACUAGAACACUAGUUAUUCUGCCUUUACAGCCGUUCCAUAUUAAAACGAUGCCUUUCUUGCAGAGAUCAAGAGUGCCAAAGCACCAAAAUGGGGAAGCAUGGGAAGCCAGAAGGAGAUGCCAAAAAGUCUUAAAACCACUGCAUGAUAUCCAGCAGAAGGGGAGGAAAAGUGGGGGAAGAUAUGGUGCUCUUGAUGACUUUUUGCAUAAUCUUUUUUCCACAGAGUGCUAAACAACUAAAAAGUUAAGGGCCAUCUUCUAAAUUGCCUUGUCAACAGAAAUUUUUGGUGUCACCAGUGAGGAAGACGUUAUGAACUGACAGUAGCACAUGGCCACCAUAACUUUGGAGCCAUGACCCAAGGACCUAAUUAAAGUGGAUUGGAUGUCCCCUUACUUGCUACUAAUUGCUGGUUGGUGCAUAUACUAGAGAAUGCAAGAAAUGAAGCACCUUGCUAAAAGUCAUAAAAGCGCAGUCUACUGAAAUGGCUCAUUCCAUGUGGAGACCUGGAAGUCUGAAGGAAACUUAAUCUCAAAUCCACGGGGGGAUCAUUUCUUUUUUUAUGUUAGUCGACUCCCACUGAUGGCAUGUUGAAGUUCAUUGAACAGCAGCCGAGAGGGCGUCGGAUCAGAAGGGGACUGCUCUAAAAGCUGGGCUUGCAACAACAUGGGCCAGUGUGUCACUAAGUGCAAGAAUCCUUCUUCCACCCUUGGCAGCAAAAAUGGAGAUAGAGAAUCUAGCAGCAAGUCUCAUGGCAAAAGAAGUGCAGUUCACAAAGAGGAACAUACCUCAGUAUGUGCAAAAUCCUCUGGUGACAUACUUGUCAAUGGGACAAAGAAAACGGAUACUGCUUUAGAUUCUAGUCAACUUCCAACUUUCUCUGGGGAUGCAAAGAAAGAGCCUGUUUCCGGCACCGAGGAAUCGUCACUUCAGAGGAUUGGGGAAUUGUUUAGGAGAUACAAGGACGAACGAGAAGAUGCCAUACUGGAAGAAGGCAUGGAAUGUUUUUGUAAUGACCUCUGUGUUGACCCCACUGAAUUUAAAGUGCUAGUCUUGGCUUGGAAAUUCCAGGCAGCUACCAUGUGCAAAUUUACAAGGAAGGAGUUCUUUGAGGGCUGCAAAGCAAUAAAUGCGGACAGCAUUGAUGGCAUUUGUUCUAGGUUCCCCAGCCUCUUAAAUGAAGCCAAACAAGAAGAUAAAUUCAAGGAUCUCUAUCGUUUCACCUUUCAGUUUGGCCUGGACUCUGAAGAAGGACAGAGGUCUCUACAUCGGGAAAUAGCCAUUGCCCUUUGGAAGUUAGUCUUCACCCAAAAUAACCCCCCUAUAUUGGACCAGUGGUUAAACUUCCUAAUUGAGAACCCCUCAGGAAUUAAGGGAAUCUCCCGGGACACAUGGAACAUGUUUCUAAAUUUUACUCAGGUGAUUGGACCAGACCUUAGCAACUACAGUGAAGAUGAGGCCUGGCCUAGUCUCUUUGAUACCUUUGUGGAAUGGGAAAUGGAACGAAGGAAAAAAGAAGAGGAAACCAAAUGUAUUACAUGUUCAGACACAGAGGGUCCGUGUAUAGAAGAACAGACUUAACAGCAUUUAAGCAGCAGUGACAGAAAUAACCUGUUGCCCUUCAUUAAAUGUAAACUCUGGACCUUUCUGGAAAUUACUGAGGCUCCAGAUUUUUCUACUUUACACCUUUCUCUGCCUUGUAUUUGAAAGGGCUCUAAAAUGCUGUAUCAUGGUUUAGGCACUUUCUUAAUUUUGGUUAUACCUUCAACUCUUGCCCUGAAAUAUUUGACCCUGGCUACAAGUUAAAAACAGUUAUUGGUUUUUGUU
Malaclemys terrapin pileata is the source of this 1942-nucleotide messenger RNA. It is a transcript of the gene DCUN1D3, whose product is annotated as defective in cullin neddylation 1 domain containing 3. Gene Ontology annotation, cellular component: ubiquitin ligase complex. Gene Ontology annotation, biological process: positive regulation of ubiquitin-protein transferase activity; protein neddylation. Bases 782 to 1696 code for a protein of 304 amino acids. The record is from RefSeq and is a predicted model, not a curated record. Gene Ontology annotation, molecular function: ubiquitin-like protein binding; ubiquitin conjugating enzyme binding; cullin family protein binding. NCBI's taxonomy places the organism in Eukaryota, Metazoa, Chordata, Testudines, Emydidae. The transcript has 5 exons.